AUCGGCCCAACUGUGGUAAUCGAUAGGCAAAGCAGCGUUGUUGUCCAAUCAGAAAAAGUGUAGGCGCAGAGGAAUAGCAUAAAUUAAAUCUUAAAGAUCAAUGUUGAGGCCGAAACUGAGAUAACAAAUCGCACGAGCAAGAAGAAGACCAAUCAGAAAAGAGCCAACGGAUUAACAACAUUAAUAGCACCUGAAUAAAAGCAAUAACAACGAAAUGUCGCGUAAAAUGGCCAAGUUCUACAAGCUGGAUAUCAACCGCACCGAGUGGGAGAUACCGGAGACGUACCAGAACCUCCAGCCCGUGGGUCAGGGAGCCUACGGUCAGGUGUGCAAGGCCGUGGUCCGUGGAACCAGCACAAAGGUGGCCAUCAAGAAGCUGGCCAGGCCCUUCCAGUCGGCAGUGCAUGCCAAGCGCACCUACCGGGAGCUUCGGCUACUGAAGCAUAUGGACCACGAGAAUGUCAUCGGCCUGCUGGACGUAUUUCAUCCCGGACAGCCCGCCGAUUCGCUGGAGCAGUUCCAACAGGUGUACAUGGUGACGCACCUGAUGGACGCCGAUCUGAACAACAUCAUUCGCACCCAGAAGCUGUCGGACGACCAUGUCCAGUUCCUAAUCUACCAGAUCCUGCGCGGCCUGAAGUACAUCCACAGCGCCGGGGUCAUUCAUCGCGACCUGAAGCCCUCAAAUAUCGCGGUUAACGAGGACUGCGAGCUGCGCAUCCUGGACUUUGGCUUAGCCCGUCCCGCGGAGAGCGAGAUGACCGGGUACGUGGCCACGCGAUGGUACCGGGCGCCUGAGAUCAUGCUCAACUGGAUGCACUACAACCAGACGGUAGAUAUCUGGUCGGUGGGCUGCAUCAUGGCCGAGCUGCUGACGGGACGCACCCUCUUCCCGGGAACCGAUCACAUUCACCAGUUGAACCUGAUCAUGGAGGUGCUGGGCACGCCGGCCGACGAGUUCAUGAGCCGGAUCUCCUCGGAGAGCGCCCGAAACUACAUCCGAUCGCUGCCAGUGAUGCCGCGGCGCAACUUCCGAGACAUCUUCCGCGGUGCCAAUCCGCUGGCCAUCGAUCUUCUGGAGAAGAUGCUGGAGCUGGACGCCGACAAGCGCAUCACCGCCGAGCAAGCGCUGGCCCAUCCAUACAUGGAGAAAUACCACGAUCCGACCGACGAGCAGACAGCUGCGCUGUACGACCAGAGCUUCGAGGAGAACGAGCUGCCGGUGGAGAAAUGGCGGGAGAUGGUCUUCACUGAGGUGACGGCUUUUAAGCCCACAGCCGCCUUCGCCGAGCUACUGCCCAAGGAGCAGUAAUCCCGUCCGAUGUCCCUGUCCGUUCAAUGAUGCUAUAUACAUUUAGAUGAGUCUUCUUUACACCUAGUUCAAGCGGAUGUGCUCAGUCGUGAUUUCUCUAUUCGUCGAGUGUAAACAAUGUGGGAUAUUUAUUCUAGAGCGAUUUAUAUUUAGAAACGCUUCAGUGGCUGGAUUUAAACAAUUUGUUGUGACCACAGAAGCGCACGUAAAAGUAAGGUGAAAAUGUAUUUUCGAACCCCCGAUUAGCAUUCGAUGAAUACAGAAAUUGCGGUUGAACUAGGUACAUGCAUAUAAUGUAGCGAUUUGGAAAUGUUUCCAAAAAUCAAAGUCACAGCCUUAAUGUCCAGUUCAACUUUAGAUUUGGUGUCGGUUUUAAAACACACAGUUCUUGUGAAUAAUCCUGUAAAUGUGAGUGUACAUGUACAUCCUAGUUCGUAAGCGAACGCAUCUCGCGGCCAGUAACUAUAAAAAGAGCACUAGUGUCUACGUUGAAUCCAAAUAAAUGUGCUAUGUAUUUUAAAAGAGAAGAUCCUCAA
This is a messenger RNA of Drosophila rhopaloa, 1848 nucleotides long. It is a transcript of the gene p38b, whose product is annotated as mitogen-activated protein kinase p38b. Bases 215 to 1312 code for a protein of 365 amino acids. Gene Ontology annotation, molecular function: MAP kinase activity; ATP binding. The transcript is spliced from 2 exons. NCBI's taxonomy places the organism in Eukaryota, Metazoa, Arthropoda, Insecta, Diptera, Drosophilidae. The record is from RefSeq and is a predicted model, not a curated record. Gene Ontology annotation, cellular component: cytoplasm; nucleus. Gene Ontology annotation, biological process: protein phosphorylation; intracellular signal transduction.